This is a messenger RNA of Psammomys obesus (fat sand rat), 420 nucleotides long. Its product is annotated as cystatin-9-like. The record is from RefSeq and is a predicted model, not a curated record. NCBI's taxonomy places the organism in Eukaryota, Metazoa, Chordata, Mammalia, Rodentia, Muridae. Gene Ontology annotation, biological process: antimicrobial humoral response. Gene Ontology annotation, molecular function: cysteine-type endopeptidase inhibitor activity.
AUGUCCUGUCCACAGAGAAAGAAAGCUCUGCCUUGUGCCAUGCUGCUGCUACUCCUGAGCUUUCAGUUUGUUAUCACUCCUGUCCCGAAAGUCAACAAGGAAAGGUCAUCUAUUUAUUUUCCUCCAACAGUGGAGUUUGCCGUGCACACAUUCAACCAGAAAAGUGAGGAUGAAUAUGCCUACAGACUGGAACAUAUCCUGAGUUCCUGGCAGGAGGAGGUGAUUUUUCUAUUUGUUUUCUCCAUGAGGCUUCAGCUGCGUAGAACCACAUGCAAGAAAUUUGAGGAGAGCCUCGACACUUGCCCCUUUCAGGAGAGUCAUAAUCUGAAUAAUACCUUCACUUCCCUGUUCACUGUUGGAACCUAUCCCUGGGUAGCUGAAUUCCAGCUCUUCAAGCAUGAGUGUUCAUCGUUCCUCUGA